AUGGAGCGCAAAGAAUCCCCCGCGGGUCCGUUUACUCCGCCUCCGACCGCUCAGCGCUCCGUUUAUUUCGCCGGCCAGAAUCCGAGUCAGAGCAUGUACGCGCAGGAACGGCAGUCUUUCUUCAAUUGUAAGCGAAGCCCGCAAAUUCCCUGAUGCCAUUAUCACCGUUCAUUUUUCAGCCCGCCGGCCGCGUUCGCAGCCCGUAGACGCCGCCAGCAAAGAGCCAACCGCUGCUCCGCCAACUGCUCCGCUCCAAAACAAUACUCCGUCGGUGUCGCCGGACAUCAAGGUGGACUCGUCGGGGAGUCAAGCCAACCCACCGCGUGGCGGAUGGUUCGGCUACAGGCAUCUAUUUUCGGAGUAUUGCUACAAUAAACCGGAGCCGGUGAACUUGGGCCGAACCCCGGUGGUGAAGCAGGAUCGCAUUACCGAAUCGCAGGGAGACGAUUCUGGCGAGACGUCGGGCGAAGAAACGGGUCCGGGGUCCGCUGAAAAGGCUUUGAUACCGGUAGGUGAAUUUGAGAUGCCUUUGCUAGGAAAUGGACAUUUUAUACGACGAAACUUGUUUACGAAUUAACAGACAGGUUUCAUCGUAUAAAAUGUCUUUUUUGGGCCUAUGCGGUAUCAAAAUAGUGAAAAUCUUGAUAUGAAAAAGAGCGUUUUUGUGUACUUUGAAAGGGACAUUUUAUACGAUGAAACUUGUCUGAGAAGUAACGGGCAGGUUUCAUCAUAUAAAAUGUCUCUUUACACUAAAGCUUUAUGAGCACAGGGAACAGAUCUUAAUGCAAAUAUAAGCGCUCUUUGUACUUAAAAAAAGGGACAUUUUAUACGAUGAAAAAUGCCCAGAAAUAUGUAGGAAGUUUUCAUCGUAUAAGAUGUCCCUUGUCAUUUGUUGUGGUAAUAUAGUAUCGAAACAUUUGUUUUCAGGUGAGAUCUCACGAUUUUCGCCGAAGUUCGAGCGAAAGUUUGUCGAAUUGGACCGAUCGCGACAGCACCAACAAGACCUUGAUCUUGCCGGACGGCUCUGUGGGCCCGGCUGGGCCGCCACUCUCGGCCCAGGGUGGCUUCGCUUCAAACCAGACCGAGUUGAACUCGCUGAAAAUCGACCAUGAGCAGGGAAGACAGGUAAUGGAACAAUGAAGACUCGUAUGCCAGAAAACGGACAUUUUAUACGACGAAACAUGUCUGGGAAGCAUCGGACAGGUUUCAUCGCAUCGUAUAAAAUGUCACUUUUUUGACUCUGGCUUUAAAAGAUCUUGAUGUUGAUAAGAGCGCUGGAUUCUGUUUAAAAAGAGACAAUUUAUACGAUGAAACGUGCUCAGGAAGAUAUAUGCAGUUUUGAUCGUAUAAAAUGUCCCCCUUAUCAACGAAGUUUCAGUACGACUUCAUCAAACCGUCCAGUGAGUACUUUGCGGGUCGUGAGAACGCCCGUCCCGUCCAUCCGCCACGCGAUUCGCGCAUCUUUCCCCCCGAGACACAUACUCUGACCAGCGAGCCGAAGGCCACUUCCAUGUGGAGCAAACUGUUCAGCCUGUGGAGUCAUUCGUCGUACGGCUCAAACAAGUGA
This is a messenger RNA of Bursaphelenchus xylophilus (pine wood nematode), 1567 nucleotides long. Lineage: Eukaryota; Metazoa; Nematoda; Chromadorea; Rhabditida; Aphelenchoididae. The record is from the annotation of a GenBank genome assembly.